This is a messenger RNA of Manihot esculenta (cassava), 474 nucleotides long. RefSeq lists its product as uncharacterized. NCBI's taxonomy places the organism in Eukaryota, Viridiplantae, Streptophyta, Magnoliopsida, Malpighiales, Euphorbiaceae. The transcript has a single exon. The coding region runs from base 1 to 474 and encodes 157 amino acids. The record is from RefSeq and is a predicted model, not a curated record.
AUGACGCUCUCGGGGCCAGCGAGGGCGUGGUUUAAUAACCUUGAGGCAGAAAGUAUUAGCAGUUUUGGAGAUCUGGCCACUCGCUUCAUCAGCCGGUUUAUUGCCGGGGUGCCUGCGGAUAGAAAGACGAGCUACCUGGAAAUAAUCAAGCAGAGAAGAGACGAAUCGCUCAGGGAGUACGUCGCUCGUUUCAAUACGGAGGCUCUGCAAGUUCCCGAGCUCGAUGAGGGAAGGGCGGUGGAGGCCAUGCAGAAGGGAACGACCUCUGCUGAGUUCUUCGGCUCACUAAGCAGGAAGCCUCCGACCUCACUAGCCGAGCUGAUGCAGAGGGCUGAAAAGUAUAUAAGGCAGGAUGAUACCUUAGUGACAAGCCGAUUCGCCAAAAGAGCGAUAGGUAAGGAGAAAGCCCCGGAGGAAAGGAGGCCGGAGAAGCAUGAGAGGAAACAUGGCAAAAGGCCUGAGCCUUACAGAUAG